Molecule: messenger RNA, 909 nt
Organism: Tupaia belangeri chinensis (Chinese tree shrew)
Lineage: Eukaryota; Metazoa; Chordata; Mammalia; Scandentia; Tupaiidae
Product: putative olfactory receptor 14L1
Exons: 1
Biological process (GO): G protein-coupled receptor signaling pathway
Cellular component (GO): membrane
Molecular function (GO): G protein-coupled receptor activity; olfactory receptor activity
Source: RefSeq, a predicted model, not a curated record
GGAUUUUCGGAUUCCUGGGAGGUUCAGAUCGUUCAUGCUGUCCUGUUCCUGCUGGUUUACCUGGCAGCGCUCAUGGGGAACCUCCUAAUCGUCAUACUUACCACUUUGGAUGUUCACCUCCAAACCCCGAUGUAUUUUUUUUUGAGAAACUUGUCUUUCUUAGAUUUUUGCUACAUCUCUGUCACGGUUCCCAAAUCUGUCAUCAGCUCCUUGACUCACGAUGCCUCCAUUUCUCUCUUAGGAUGUGCUCUGCAAGUCUUCUUUUUUAUUGACUUGGCAUCUACUGAGAUAGCAAUUCUGACGGUGAUGUCCUAUGACCGCUACGUGGCCAUCUGCCAACCCCUGCACUACGAGGCCAUCAUGAGCCAAGGUGCCUGUCUGACGAUGAUGGCGGUGUCCUGGCUCAGCGGGGUGAUCUGUGGGCUCAUGCAUGUGGGAGCAACCUUCUCCUUACCGUUCUGUGGGUCCAAUAGAGUGCAUCAGUUUUUCUGUGAUAUUUCACAGCUUCUAAGCCUCUUAGACUCCAAGGUAAUCGUCGUUGAGAUUGGAGUCAUGGUUUUCAUUACAAGUCUUGUGGUAAUUUGCUUUGUUUCAAUUACCCUCUCAUAUGCAUACAUUUUUUCUACCAUUAUGAGGAUUCCAUCCAAGGAAGGCAGAUCAAGGACGUUUUCUACCUGCCUUCCACACCUCAUGGUGGUAACGCUCUUUAUGGUGUCUGGUAGCAUCGCCUACAUGAAACCGAUCUCCAAUUCUCCCUCAGCUUUGGACCUGCUCCUGUCUGUGUUCUACACGGUGGUGCCCCCCACCCUGAACCCGGUCAUCUACAGUCUGCGGAACAAAGACAUGAAGGCCGCCCUGCGAGGCGUGGUGUUCAAUGUGGGGAAUUUGAUUAGGGGCCAGAACCCUUGA